GGUUGCGAUCAAAAUAAACAUUUCACUGUGAGUUUCACUCUCAUUUCAAUAUCUUAAUUGUGAUUGCUGAUUUCUAUUAACAAGAUGGUAUCUGACAAAGAAAUUGUAAUCAGGAGUACAAUUCACUACUAUUGUCUUCAUGGAUUCAAUCGGAUGAUGGCAAACACGGCGUUGGAAGGAAUCAGAGUUUUCCCUUCGGAUCUCAAAUUCAGACUCUAUUAUGGAAUCUCGUUGCUUUUAGAGGCUCGUUAUCAAGAAGCGAUUCGGGAACUGGAUAAUAUUCAAGAAGAUCAAAAUCUGAUUCUUGCUUCUUUACUUGCACUUAUCCACGCUCAUAAGGCUUGUAAAUCCUCAGAUCGAGAAGAGAUCAGUAAACUCGAGGUGAGACUAAGAGAGCAACGAAAACAGGCGAAAGAGUUUGCUCUUUAUUUCGCUGGACUAUAUUUACUUUUCGUUGGUAGAUUUGAUAAAUCUCGUGAAUAUUGUGAUCGAAUGUUGAAAUUGAAUAACAAUUUGCGAGAAGCAUCAAAUUUACUUGGAUGGCUAGAACUUUUAUCUGGUGGAGAUAAAUCAACAGCUCAAGCGAAUCAAUUUUUUGAUAGUGGCGUCAAACUCAAUGACCCUGAAGGAAUACUUGGAAAAGCUAAAUGUCUUGAACGCAAUGGCUCUUAUUGGAGAGCAAUCGAACAACUAAAUCAGAUGAUUGUCCUUCAACCGACGUUUAUACCUGCUUUUAUCGAGAAAAUGAAAUUACAAGUGGCAUUGAAGGAUUGGGAACAAGCGAUUGACACUGCAAGUCGGAUAUUGGCACUAGAUCGACAUUGUAUCGAAGCGCAUCGCUAUUUAAUAAUCUAUGACUUGGUUUGGGAAGGUAACGAAGCCUCAGCAUCAUCAAGAUUCGAUGAUCUUAUUUCAUCCUUAGAAAUCAGGGAGCCGAAAAAUGGUACACUCCUUUACGAAACUGGUAAACUUGUCGCAAGAUUGGCUUUUAACAAGAAAAGGAUAAUCGAGCAAACUUAUUCAAUGGUAGAAAAAGCGACUUUCCUCGAAUCGAAUCGGAUUGAGUAUAUUCUUGAACUGGGUCAUCAAUGUUUGAUCAUUAAUCGAUUGGUGGAUGCUAAGAGACACUUCACGGCUGUAACUCGGUCAGAUGAGGCCAAUUUGUCGGCUGCAUUGGGAAUUCUUCAUUGCUCAAUUCUCGAUGACCCUGUCAAAGCUUCUGAUCAAGUUGAAGCUAUGGAAGAGCUUCACAAAUCAACUGGAAUGAGUCAUGAGCUAAUGUACCUCAUUUGCCUGUGGAACCGCUCAAUGGGCCGAAAUCACGAUCAAACUAAUCAGUAUUUGGCUCAAAUUGUUGACGAUCGAUUGAACAGUCUUAAAUCUUUUUCUCUUGGAUUAAAAUAUUAUCUCCGUUUGGAUCCACAAUUUUGUUUGAAUGUCGUUCAAAUCUGUUUUGGUGAUUUACCUUUCGAACCUGGGGUCAAGGGUCAACCGUUGCCUGUUACAUUAACCAAGGCAAAGGAAUUACUCACAGUAUUAAUAUCCAACUGUCCAGGAUUGACUGGAUCUUUAUACAAUAUGGCGAGAGUUAAUUACUGCAUGGGUGAUUUAAGAUCUGCUCUUUGUUACCUUGACAAGUCAGUUGACCACGAGCCAACUUUCAUCGAUGGACAUUUGCUCAAAGCAAAGAUAUUAGCCUAUCAAGAAAACUACCAGAAAGCGGCUCAAACCUUAGAAAUAGCUCUCGGUCAUAAUUUUGAGAUUCGCGAUAAACUGGACUACAUUAUGGUUAAAAUCAGCAUAUUAAAACAUCAAAAGGAAUUCGAUGAAUGUCUCAAAAUCCUACAUAAUUUAAUUGAUAAUGAGGUCGAUCGAACAGCAAAGUUCAGCCUCAAUUGGAAUUCAAAAGUAACAAUCCAAUUAGAAAUGGUCAAUAUUUACAUCAUGAAGGGAGAUAAUAAUUCAGCAUCUGAUCUGUUGGACAGAUUGUCCAAGAAUUGCAUUGGAACUCCAGAAGAGAGUAAAGUAUUGAUAAUCAAAGCUUCGUUGGCACAAAGUAGAGGAAAUAUGGAAGAAGCUUUGACAAUUCUUCGAGAGGUGUCACCAAUCUAUGGCAGAGAUUUUAUUUGCUCGAGACAAAUUAUGGCCUCACUGUAUCUUAAACAUCGCCGCGAUCGUCGUCUCUAUAUAAGUUGCUAUAAAGACAUUCUUGAUAAAUAUAACGAUCCUCAAUCGUAUUUAAUGUUGGGUGAUGCUUAUAUGAAUAUUCUCGAGCCUGAAAAAGCAGUUGAAAUAUAUGAACAAGCAUUGAAAAAGAAUCCAAAGAAUGGGCUACUCACACGGCGAGUUGGUCAAGCCUUGAUAAAAACUCAUCUCUUUGAAAAGGCGAUAACUUAUUAUAAAGCUGCUCUUAAAUCAUCUCCUGAUAUCGACCUGAAAUUUGAUUUGGCUUUACUUUUAUUCAAAAUGAAACGUUACCCGGAAGCUCAAGAUUUGAUCUCUCAUGCAAUUGAAUCAUCAAAUGAUGAUUCUGGUUCAAAUCCAGAUCUGAAUAACCUUGAAUGGGAAGCUAAAAUGUUGAAUCUUCUCGCCCAAAUUCAACUACAAACAUCAAAAAAAGACAUUGGCAUUGAAACGCUACAAAGAUCUCAUAACAUGUACCUCAAGGUGUUAAGACGCAUCUCAGCCGAAAGACCCGAUUCAGAGAAAGAGGUUAAAAAAGCAGCGAUUGAGAUUAGUUUACAAUUAGCAAACUUGAUUAUGAGCCAUUUACGUGAUUCGAAAAGAGCUGUUCAAAUCUACAAAGAAGCUCUUGGUUAUCAUCCGGAUAACAUUUUGAUUCUCACAGCAUUGGAACGACUGUAUGUUGCUAACGAUAAUCUCGAAGAGGCUCGAAAAUAUUCAACUUUGAUUUUGAAAAAUGCUCCGAAUGAUAAAGAUUCUCUCUUGAUGACUGCUGAUCUAAUGUUUAGAAGGAACGAUUUUGAAGGAGCUUUAUCACAUUUCCAGCAAUUGAUGGAUAACAUUAAAAAUUAUUAUCCUGCAUUAGCGAGACUUAUUGAAGCUGCUCGUCGUGUUGGUAAACUUGAUAUCGCUCAUAAUUACAUCAAUAAAGUUUCAGAAUCAACGCCAAGAGCUACAUCAGAAAGUGGAUUUAAUUAUUGUAAAGGAUUAGCUUGUUGGUACACUGGAGAUAUUAAUCAAGCAAUCAAGUGUUUCAAUCGAUCCCGAUCAGAUCAAGAGUUUGGACUCAUGGCUUCUUUUCAUAUGAUUGAGAUCUUUAUUAAUCCUGAACGAGGGACAAUCGGUGGUGAAACAUUCGAAUCGGUCAAUUCGAGUCUAACAAGUUUAGAGACUAUGAAUGCUCAAGAAGCAGCAAUCAAAACAGCUCAAAAGCUUUUAGGAGAGAUUCGUGAUAUCGCAUCAGAUGAUGUUGAUUAUCUUCUCAUGUGCAAUUUUGUUCUAUUGGCUCGAAAACAAAAAACCGAUGCUGAAGUUGCUCUUUCCGAAUUUGCCAAAAUACUCAAUGAUUCAAGAUACAAAGAUCAUUCUGGUGCUUUGCUUGGUGUGGCCAGUAGUUACAUUAUUCUCAAACAAACGCAAAAGGCUCGGACUCAUUUGAAGAAAGUUACUAAAACUGAUUGGUCAUAUUCGGAAGCUGAAUACCUCGAGAGAUGUUGGCUUUUAUUGGCAGAUAUUUACAUACAAUCAGGUAAAUUUGAACCUGCACAAGAGUUAUUGAAACGCGUGUUACAAUACAAUAGAUCUUGUGUUAAGGCUUAUGAAUAUUUUGGCUUCAUUAUGGAUAAAAGCCAAAGUUUCAGAGAAGCGAUUUACAAUUACGAAAUGGCCUGGAAAAUCUAUGGCGCUAAUUAUGCCUCCGUCGGGUACAAAUUAGCAUAUGAUUAUAUGAAAGUUAAACGUUAUGCUGAUGCCAUUGAUGUCGCUCAGUCAAUUCUUGAAAUUUAUCCGGACUAUCCAAGAAUCAGAAAGGAUAUCAUUGAAAAAGCUAAAACUCAUCUCAAAAAUUGAUAAAUUCAAUUAUUAAUAUUAUCCAUCGAAAUGAUUUUAACGAUUUCGAUAACAAACUUGUUUUUUUUACUGUGAAAUGAAUAAAUUAUCAAAAUAGUUUUGAAAACAUGACACAGU
Molecule: messenger RNA, 4149 nt
Organism: Panonychus citri (citrus red mite)
Lineage: Eukaryota; Metazoa; Arthropoda; Arachnida; Trombidiformes; Tetranychidae
Product: tetratricopeptide repeat protein 21B-like
Exons: 22
Coding region: 85-4032 (1315 amino acids)
Biological process (GO): intraciliary retrograde transport; protein localization to cilium
Cellular component (GO): intraciliary transport particle A
Molecular function (GO): protein binding
Source: RefSeq, a predicted model, not a curated record